Molecule: messenger RNA, 2360 nt
Organism: Anopheles coustani
Lineage: Eukaryota; Metazoa; Arthropoda; Insecta; Diptera; Culicidae
Product: RUN domain-containing protein 1
Exons: 3
Coding region: 1-2064 (687 amino acids)
Source: RefSeq, a predicted model, not a curated record
AUGAAAUAUGGCCUCUAUGCUGAACAUGAACGUCCUGGGGCCCGAAAUGGGUCGGAGGAUGAGUUUGAUUUUGAUUCUGCAUUCAGCUCCGAAUCGAAUCACGCGCUGACGGAUGAAAGCACGAUCGAUCAACAAGAGGAACGGGCCAUUCCGGAUGGCUUAAUGGAACGCGAACGCUUGAAGUCGCUCGAGGAUGAGCACGAGGUGUUGUCGUCCAAUCUGAUUGCACUUACGUCCCACUUUGCCCAGGUACAGCUGAGGCUGCGACAAAUUGUAGAGGCACCCCCGGUUGAACGCGACGGCUUGUUGAAAAACCUGGAAGAAUUUGCCUUCCUCGGCAUACCCGAAAUACAACAGAAUCCUGUGAAACAGAACAUUCCGGAGAUUGUGGCCAAUCUCGAUCGGAGUCCGGAAUCGGUGGAAAAUCUGCGCGAAAAGCAGCACGAACUUAUCGAACACCUCAAGUCGCAGCUGUUGGAUUUAGAGCGGUAUGCGUACGAAUCCGGCGCGGGUGUUCUUCCGCAGUCGAUACUGCUUGAAAAACAAAAGGUAAUCAUCGAAGAGAUUAAAAAGAAAAUCAAUCUAAACCUGAACGAGCUAGACUUGCCGCAGCUUACCUCGGAAGAUUUGCGCCAGCAGGUCGACAGUGCCCUAGAUGAGCUGGUAAAUCCGCUCAAAAUGAAGGAGCAACUGGUGACACAACUGAAGACACAGAUUCAGGACUUGGAAAGGUUUAUCGGCUUCUUGCAGACGAACGAAAAGGCGGAAAUUAAGAAACGCUUUUUGGAACAACAGCAAAAACAGCAGCUCAGCGCCAAGGAAGCUGGACGCUCAAAAAAUGUACCCGAACGCCAAACGGUCUCUAAACCUGAAUCUUCGCAAAGCUCAACGAUCCAUAGCAAUGCCAACCAAACGGCUACCAGGCGAGAAUCGUUCAACAGCAAAGCUUUCGGCCUGAUGGAUAAAGCCGGAACGUUAUUACAAAUGUUUGCCCUGUCCCAGUUCAACUGCGGAAGUGAUCGAAAUCGGGAUGCAAACUAUCAGUCGAAAAUGAUGACACGGACCAGAGAGAAUUGCUGGGGCGAUAUACGCGCCCGGUUGGAGUACGACGUGCAGGAGAUUGCGUCUCUAGCCAUGACACUACAGAGUGAGCUACCGACGACAGACCCCGAUCACCAAGAAGAGGAAGACGAUGAUCUAUCACGCCCUUCCCGAGGCAAUCGGAAGAAUUACGAGCUGACGCUGUUGGUUCGCAAGCGUCUUGCUAAAACGAUUCAACGGUUGAUGCAGCAUGGGUUGAGGGGAGUGUCCGAAAACACCAGCAAUAGUUUGGUACCAUUCAUAUCGGGAUGCUUUUCAUCUGGUGGCACAGGCCCCAGUGGCAGCAGUAGUAAUAGUGGAGCAAAUCGACCCAACAUGGAUUCCAGAUCCGACGAACGUUUUUACCGUCCGGAAGUGAGACGUAAAAGUACAGGCGCAACAACUACUGCUCCGAAAAAGCAGUCCCGAUCCACCGAAGAUGUGUCUAUGGCAAGUGUGGAACAAAAUUUGUUCUCUCAGCUUGACGACGACGAUGACGAUGAUGAGUAUAUUGAGCAACGUUUCGGAGGUAGCUCCGAACCGGAAAUGCAUGCCUGGGAGUUGCUGUUGGUGUAUUAUAACAUAAAAAAUGGCGAACGGUACAAUUCUACACCGGCGAGAAAGCUAUCGGAGAGCUUCAACUUGGACAUCGUGGAUGGGAGACCACUAUCAAACAAACAGAGUCUUCUUAGCGCAAUAGGAUCGAUCAUUGCGCUCCAUAGCCCGUACAAGCGGAGCUACGAUUCACAGUUUAAGGCGUUGAUCUGCGCUGGUCUCAAUGCCCAAAAGUUAACACAAUGGCUGUACCUUAUCUUCCAAAGCAAAGAGCUGGUCAGCUCGUACUAUUAUAGCUGGAGUUACGUAGCCAACACAGGUUUCCGUGACGCACUGAAGACCCUGGAUAGUUUGACACAGUAUCGCUUCGAUCUACCGGUGGACUUAUCUGUUCGGCAAUUUAAGAACAUUAAGGACGUUUUUAUGUAGUUUCAAGUGCUAGAGCACCUGUUCAGUCCUAGUUUCGAUAAUGACCGUUGGAACUAUUUGAACAGUUUUAGUUUUCUUCGGUACCUUUUCAAAUUACAACUAUUCCUAACGAAUGCUCUGUUGAGAUGCAAGUCAAAUAUCUAAAGCUAGCCUAAACCACAAUGAAAGACAUCCAUCCCUGUUACCACAAACAGUUAUAAAUAUCUUCUGUACUAGAAUAUUGUAAUAUCUAUCAAAACUUUCAAAGCGGUCCAAGUAAAGAAAUGUACAUCGAUAGAGCGAAAGAGAAUGUUAAC